GACACAUCAGACACAUCAGCUAUGGGAUACAGUCACAGAGCACAGAAGGUCACAGCGGUACACAGACCAAACUCGUACGUCAGUCACCCUGAGGUCCCGGAUGGCCGGGAUGACAGCUGGCUUGUCCCUUGUGUCUGCUUUUCAACGGUGUCAAAGUUCCCGGCCACGGAUAGAGCAUACGAGAAAGGGUGAAACGGCGAGGCGGAAAUAAAGUUUGCAACAAUGGAUCCGUUGGGUGCGAUGCAAUCAAUCAAUAUCCAGGAUUCCAGUUCCCGGCACUCGGGGGGUUUCGCGGUACGGAGUACGAUGGAUGGCCUUCUGAUUUGGGGGAAUUUUACCGAGCUUUGGCACGACUCCUCCAAUCCCGACCAGCGUCAUCAUGGACGGAGUAUUAGUCACAGCUGCUUCCACGUUCUGACUUGACGCCCGGCACUAGCAGUUUAUUUUUUUCGUGACUAGCGCCUAUACGCAGGGCACUUUGAUAAGAUCUUCGCUGGCUGCGAUGGGAGCAUAGGGCGAGGUGAGAGGCCCACCAAGAGAAAGCUUCAAGAUGACAACAACUAUGUACAGCCAAUAUGAACAGCUGCUUAGAAGCUGACACUGUCAUGAUAUUUCCAUGAUUUUCAUUGGAGGCCUCUUGCCGUUUUAUUCAUCGGGAUGGAGCCCGUGGAAGAAACACUAUGUCGUUGUUGGGUCAGGUUAAUUGCGGGGUCGCUCCCUAGCUCAAAGACGCCGGCUGGCAGUACAAUAACACUUACAUCACCUCUACCACACUUUUGGCUUUCAUAUCAACCUAUCAGAUGCCCGCCUUGUAUGUAAAAAUGCAACACCCAAUGCCGAGAAAACCGUUCUGUCGUUAUCACCGAGCCCCUAACGGCCAAGGAAUUCUUUGCUCCAGUUUAAGCCGCGACAGAGUGACCAUUGAGAGUUCAACACAACACGCAAGGCUGCUUGGCGUUGGCACAGACGGAGACCCAAGUCCCAAUCCACACAGCCCCCUAAUCUAUGAACCCCUCAUCUUAUCACGAGAUCCAUACUGAAAACUUUAUCAAAAUUCAAACUCUGGCUUCUUUAACUCUAUUGUUUCGACUCGCAAAGUGGUAGACAAGUUCUAGGGCGACUUGAAAACAAAACACCACCAUCAUGGCGCCCCUCGCCAGCGAGCCUCGCCAGGUUCUGCACAUCCUCAACCACGCCAAACGCAGAGCUUUUUAUGGCCUCCUCAUCGAGAUCACAGCCUACAUGCGCUCCCAGCUCGAGCUCAAGGACCUUCCCGCAUUGCAUGUUCAUGACAGGCCGUCUCCUCUGCGCAUUGACCCCAACGCCCGAGGGAGCAGCAUCAUCGACGAGGAGCCGACACUAAUCCAAGUGGAUAACCGCAACUUUGUCACCCAACCCAACCAAGAACUCGCCCGGAUCACCGCCGCCGCGCUUGAGCAUUUUGACAAAUGGAGAGCAGAGACAUUGACCAAGCUUAAGGAGCUUCUCGCCGCCCAGGAUGAUGCCAAGACCAUGGAUGAGAGGCGGAAACGGACCGAGAGGAUGAGGCAGAGGAAACCUGCGCCGGCAGCAGCGGAAGGGAGUUUGAUUGACUUCGGUGGAGGGGGUUCUUCAUCAGUGAGAGAUGAUGAGGCAGUUCGGAGGGAGAGAGUGACACGGCUUCAGCUGCAUUGGCAUCCUAUUCCCACAAGGUUGACCACCAUCUCAUAUGAGGACAGAUUGGAAAGUCUGAGUUGCAUACUGCUGGAGUUGCUAUCCACGGGUCAUUACACAGCUGAGUCGAGAGCUUUGGCUGUGUAUCUCGCCUCGGCUCUUGAAAUUCCGCUGGAUGCCUUGAACGACGAGGAGAUUGAGAUUGCAAAGGCCAUGGUGGAAGGGUCAGAGGAGGCUGCCAAACAGCAGAGGACGAGGACCAUGUCCGCUGACGCUGAAGCCAGGAAGAGGCAGCAGCAAAACCAGGCUGGCAGGUUUCUGAAAGUUGGCUUGGCGUCUGUUGCCGGAGCUGCGCUUAUAGGAGUUACUGGUGGACUUGCUGCGCCAGUCGUAGCUGGAGCCAUCGGAGGUCUCAUGGGUACUGUUGGGCUGGGUGGUGUUGCGUCUUUCUUGGGCAUCUUCUGGAUGAAUGGAGCCCUCGUGGGCGCUUUAUUUGGUGCUUUCGGAGCCCGCAUGACGGGUGAAAUGGUGGACAAGUACGCCCGAGAUGUCGAGGACUUCAAGUUUAUUCCGCUGGCAGAUGAAUGGGGAACCCGAAAUGCAGCAAACAACAAGGACGCCAGGCGCUUGAGAGUUACUAUAGGCAUUAAUGGCUGGCUAACCACCAAGGACGACAUCACGAAACCGUGGCGGCAUCUCUCCGACGACGCCGAAGUAUUUGCGCUUCGGUACGAGCUGGAGGCUCUUGAGGGGCUUGGCAAGUCUCUUGAGGAACUCGUCAACUCGUAUGCCUGGAACACUGUCAAGAUGGAAAUCCUGAAGCGUACAGUCUUGGCAACUCUCUGGGGAGCUUUGUGGCCGGCCUAUCUCCUUUCUAUGGCUUCGACAUUGGACAACCCGUUCUCUCUCGCCAAGAACCGGUCUGAAAAGGCUGGUGAAGUGCUGGCAGACGCCCUGAUCAACAAAGUCCAGGGUGAACGCCCAGUCACCCUGAUCGGAUACUCGCUCGGCGCUCGAGUUAUUUACUCGUGCCUACGCUCUCUUGCAAAGCGUCGAGCCUUUGGUCUUAUCGACUCUGUCGUCUUCAUUGGUGCCCCUGUUCCCUCGAAUAGAGAACACUGGCAGAUGAUGCGCACCGUAGUGUCCGGUAGGAUCUACAACGCCUACUCCGAAAACGACUACAUUCUCGCAUUCCUAUACCGCACCACAUCUGUUCAAAUGGGCGUGGCGGGUCUUCAAGAGAUCGAACACAUCGAAGGUGUUGAAAACCUCAACCUCAGCGAGGAGGUUCAGGGGCACAUGCGCUACGCAGGCCUGAUCGAAAAGAUACUCGCACGCUGCGAUCUCCCCGUAGGCCAGGGCGUAGACAAGUCCAUCGCCAAAGAAGCCAACGACACCAUCACCAUCGCCGACCUCAACAACCGACCAGACAACUCUGGCACCCUGAUCGAUUUGGAAGACCUCAAAAUCUCCAGCCCUCCACAACAACCCCGGCGAUCCAAACAAGACUCGCCACCCCCCUAUUCCUACGCCCCUUCCCCCUCCACCCAAAACACCAACUUUGCCAAACUUCAAUCCCAACAACCUUCCAGACCCAAGCAACAGCAAACCAGCACCACCAUCCGAAGCUGCCCCAUCUGCAACCGCAACAUCUCCACCUUGUCAGAAUCCCAAGCCACAACCCAUGUCAACUCCUGCCUCGACGGCAACCAAGGAAUCCCAUCCCCAUCCCCAACUGUCUUCCAACCAGGUCGCCACCCCCUGAGAAACAACCAACCCCAAAAACCAACCAUGACCCGCAGCAUGACCUCGCAUCUCCAAACAGAAAUGGACCCCUUCGGUCUCUUCUCCCCCUCCCCACCCCCAGGCCCGCCAUCAAAACCCGCCCCUCACAUUCCCGCCCCUCCUGACGCGUCCAGGUUCCCUAAUCUGGUGAAUCUGGAUGAUUCCAGGCCCCCGACGAUCACCAGGGCGCAGACUGUUCCUGCGCAGCCGUCGACACUGGCAAGGUCGGAUUCCCCGCCUAGGGUGAUCCCCUUGGCUGCGGCGUCAACACCGGCGGUAUAUGAAUCCUCGCAUUAUCAGGGGAGGAAUUAUGACACCGAGGAGGAGGUCGACACAGAUGAGGAGUAUGGAGGGGGGAUCAAGAUGGUGGAUAAUGAUGAUGAUGAGUUGGAGUAUGUUGAUCCUAGGCCUAUGGAUUGAGUUCUCAAAAAGCGUAGUCUCGCACAAAUGGGUCAAUAAGUAUGUGUUAGGAACAUGGCACAAAAGACAGCAUUAGUGAAAGUAUAAGUAACAAUAAAGGAUACUCCCGGCCUUUUGAUUAUUACCAGGGUGUUUUGCCUAUGAAAAGCAA
Podospora pseudocomata is the source of this 4009-nucleotide messenger RNA. RefSeq lists its product as uncharacterized. Lineage: Eukaryota; Fungi; Ascomycota; Sordariomycetes; Sordariales; Podosporaceae. The record is from RefSeq and is a predicted model, not a curated record. The coding region runs from base 1144 to 3858 and encodes 904 amino acids. The transcript has 2 exons.